Linum trigynum is the source of this 519-nucleotide messenger RNA. NCBI's taxonomy places the organism in Eukaryota, Viridiplantae, Streptophyta, Magnoliopsida, Malpighiales, Linaceae. The record is from the annotation of a GenBank genome assembly.
AUGGCAAAGGAACUGGAGCAGCAGAUGAGGAAUAUUAGUCUGUCAGAAGAAGAAAUUAAUUCUAUCAAAGUGGAAGAAAAUGAUGUGGACAACAUGGCUGACUCUGUUGUGGAAGAAUUAGGAGCGGUGGGGCGGCUGCUGGGAACAAGAAAACCGGGAACAAAGUUCCUGAAAACUGCGUUGGUAGCGGCCUGGAAGCCGAAACAAGAUUUCGAUGUUCAAGUUAUGGAAGGAAACCUGCUAGUUUUCCAAUUCAUACAAGCAGAAGACAGGGCAAAAGCACUCUUUGGGGGACCAUGGCAUUUUGAGAAUCAGCUAAUCAUCAUCAGACCGGUCGACAGGGGUAAAGAACUGACAGAUACGGAUUUCAGUUGCACAGAGAUAUGGGUGAGGAUCAGGAAAAUUCCAGCAAAACUGAGAACAGAGAGCAUGGCUACAAAAAUCGGGGCAAUGUUUGGAGCCUUGAAGGUCUACGAUACUGCAAAUUCAGGGCUUUGGAGCAACUAUAUGACUAUAUGA